CAAACGUUUCCCGAAACCGCUGUAAGGUGUGGUGACGGCAGAGACCCGAACUAUCACCGUUUCAUCUUCAUCGACGACCUGGACAACCGAACGAUGGCUUUGGCCGUGCCCUCGACACUCCUCGAGGCGCUUUGGACCGACAUUCUAGUACGUGUCCCGCCCACAUCAGCGAGAGUGCCAUUCGACAUCUACACGUUCUUCGCGUAUGUCUUACCACCAUGUCUUUUUUACCAAAUCGUCGCUGUCCUGGCCAUUCUCCCUGGCACCCGCGUGCUGCGUAUGGCCCUGUGGCCGCUCAUCGCCUUUCUUGCACUUCGCGUUGCGAUGUUCGUCGACUUUUCAUGUGGAAAUCCUCAAUGGUCGUAUUUGAAUGUCGGCUGUGUGAUGGUCAUGUUUUGCGUUGUCGUCCGCACACUCGAUUGGGCGUUCGUGAAUGGCCCACUCAAGCGACCCGUCAGACCUGCCGCCUCCUUCGUCGUCGAUGCGAUCGAUCUCACGGUCAAUGUUCGUGGAGUCGGCUGGAACUGGUCCAAGGGCAUCCGCUUUCCUCCCGACACGCGCCCCACCUCUCGCCUACGCUUCGCAAUAUACACUCUCCUCUCCGCUCUCUAUCAUAGUUUCAUAUGCGGCGUACUCCACAUCGCCAUACAAGCAUUUUCCCCAGAAACACUCACCGUCUUGAGCGGAGGCACAAUCUUUGACGACACACUUCCCCCCAUGAUCCGAUAUGCCCGAUCCAGUAUCAUAUCUAUCGUCGCUGCAUUUCUUUUCUAUGCGGACAUACAGACGCACUACGACAUGGGUACAUUCAUUGGUGUCGCGGUAUUCCAACAAGACCCCGCACAAUGGCCCCCCAUCUUCGACGCACCGUGGAAAGCGACCUCGCUGCAUGAUUUUUGGGGUUACAGAUGGCAUCAACUUGUGAGACGAACAUUCAUCGUGCUCGGAGGGCGGCCUUUAGGGUUCGUAUUCGGACGUGUCGGAUACGUCGUGGGAUCGUUCCUAGCGUCGGGGGUACUUCACAAUGUUAUGUUAGCCCCGCUCAGUCAGAGCGCUGAACGGUGGACCAUGCUCCUCUCAUUCGGAAUGAUGGCUCUUGGUAUCAUCGUCGAGCGUAUGUUCAUGCAGGUGACAGGCAGGAGAGUGGGUGGGUGGAUUGGGAGAGUGUGGACGAUGGCCUGGUUGUUAGUAUGGGGGAAUACGAUAGUGGACGGGUUUGCAAGAGUGGGUCUAUUUGCGUGCUGGGACCCAUUUGUUACUGCAGCUCCAGUAAAGUGGAUCGUGGACCACUAUGUUACAGCGUUGGAUAGGUGGCUGAGGGCGCGUGCAUCGUAGUGCGG
Messenger RNA from Pisolithus orientalis, 1340 nucleotides. RefSeq lists its product as uncharacterized. The transcript is spliced from 2 exons. Gene Ontology annotation, biological process: lipid metabolic process. Bases 94 to 1335 code for a protein of 413 amino acids. The record is from RefSeq and is a predicted model, not a curated record. Lineage: Eukaryota; Fungi; Basidiomycota; Agaricomycetes; Boletales; Pisolithaceae.